AUGGGCUCGAUUGCUCCGAAAAGCGAGACAAUUCUCAUCACCGGUAUCUCAGGCUAUGUUGCGUCUUGGAUCGCACAUUCAUUUCUGGAUGCGGGAUACAGCGUCCGUGGGACCGUCCGAUCUGAGCGUUCCAUCGAUCAUAUCAAAAAGGUACACGCGAAACAUGCUGAUCGAUUGUCGUUCGCCGUCGUUCCAGAUAUGGCCGCGCCGGAUGCCAUGACCGAAGCCGUCAAAGGGGUGGCAGGGGUCAUCCACACGGCCAACCCCUUCAUCCUCGACCCCAAAGACAACGAGGAAGAGCUUCUGAAGCCAUCAAUUUCCGGGGUCUUGAACGUUCUCAAAGCCGCCGCCAACGAGGGUCCAGCGCUGCGCCGGGUUGUUUUGACCGCUUCUUUUGCCUGCAUCCUCGAUCUGAGCAAAGGUUACCGUCCUGGCUUCACGUAUGACGAGUCCAAUUGGAAUCCUGCGACGUACGAGGAAGCCAAAGCUUCGGAUAACGGCGGUUUCACCUAUUGUGCGGCAAAGGCUCUGGCGGAGAAGGCAGCUUGGGACUGGAUCGCGACAAACAAGCCAUCUUUCUCCUUCACCUCCAUCCAACCCCCUUGGAUCUUCGGUCCGACUCUUGGCGGGGUUAAAUCCCUCGACCACCUGAAUGAGUCGACAGAGGCCAUUUGGAAGCUCGUCAAUGGAUCCACCAAAGAAGUGCCGCCCGUGGACUUUGCAGGCUUCUGCGAUGUGAGGGAUGUCGCUUUGGCCCACCUCAAGGCGUAUGAGCUCGAGGAAGCUGGAGGUCAGCGAUUCAUCACUGGAUGCCACUUUGACUAUCAGAUUGCGGUUGACGCUUUGAGGGCCGACUUCCCCCAGAUUAGAGACCGCAUCCCCGAAGGGACUCCGGGUCCAGCAGAGCCGACGUAUGAGAUCAAUCACAGCAAAGCGGAGAAGGUGCUGGGUAUCAAGUUCACACCGUUGAACGUGACACUAAAGGACACGGUUGAAGACCUCCUCGCGGCAGAAGGCAGAUAG
Messenger RNA from Cladophialophora carrionii CBS 160.54, 1023 nucleotides. RefSeq lists its product as uncharacterized. The transcript has a single exon. Bases 1 to 1023 code for a protein of 340 amino acids. Lineage: Eukaryota; Fungi; Ascomycota; Eurotiomycetes; Chaetothyriales; Herpotrichiellaceae. The record is from RefSeq and is a predicted model, not a curated record. Gene Ontology annotation, molecular function: oxidoreductase activity, acting on the CH-OH group of donors, NAD or NADP as acceptor.